Molecule: messenger RNA, 2549 nt
Organism: Hypomesus transpacificus
Lineage: Eukaryota; Metazoa; Chordata; Actinopteri; Osmeriformes; Osmeridae
Gene: pum3
Product: pumilio RNA-binding family member 3
Exons: 17
Coding region: 59-2074 (671 amino acids)
Biological process (GO): regulation of translation
Cellular component (GO): nucleolus
Molecular function (GO): mRNA binding
Source: RefSeq, a predicted model, not a curated record
GGUCUGAUGCAUUCUGCCGUUAAGCAAAACGUCCGGGACGCAUGGGAAGAACUUAACCAUGGAUGUAAAACCCAAGAAAGCGUUCUCCCCCAAAGGUGGAAAAAAAUUUGCACCAAAAAGAAAAGAUUCCAUAGGGAAACCUGGGACCAAACAAACUGAUAAACCAGGAGGUCAUGGGACUGCUAAACCUGGUGUUCAACGGACAGGUAAACUAAGUGGUCAACGGACAGGAAAACCAAGCGGUCAAUGGACAAGUAAACCAGCCGGAAAACCGACAGGAAAAAGGCCGUUCAAGCCCCACAAUGCAGAGAAGGGUAAGAAGUUUGUGAAGUCAGAAGGGAAUGGAGCUCCAAAGAAAUUCCUUAAGAAGCCAACAGAUGGAAAGUUCUCCAAAAAGAGGAAGUUCACUCCUGGAGAAGGGAACGAGGAGGGUUCAGAGGCUAAGAAGCCCAAGUGGGAUGAGUUCAAGCAGAAGAAGAAGGAUCUGAAGGUAUCUCGGCAGCAGUUGGAGGGGAAGGAGAGGUUCCAGAUCAUCAGCAGGGCCAAGCAAGUCUGGGAGAUCCUCAGGAAGAAGGAUUGUAGCAAGGCAAAGAGAGCCAACCUCGUUAAGGAGCUCCAUGAUCUGAUCCAGGGAAAAGUCAAGUCUAUUGCGUUUGCCCAUGACUCCACGCGCGUGCUGCAGUGCUACAUCCAGUUUGGGAACGACCAGCAAAGGCAGGAAGUGCUCGCCGAACUUCAAGAACACAUGGUGGAGCUGAGCAAGUCGAAAUACGCCAAGAACAUCGUCAAGAAGUUCCUCAUGUAUGGCAAUAAGGAGCAGGUGCAGAGCGUGAUGCUGGCGUUCAAGGGGAAGGUCAAGCAGAUGCUGCGUCACUCGGAGGCGUCGUCCGUGGUAGAGUACGCCUACGACGAGAAGGCGGUGCUCGCUCAGAGACUCAUGCUGACCGAGGAGCUCUAUGGAAACACCUUCACCGUCUGCAAGUCUUCAGAGUGUCCCACCCUGGAGAAGGUUCUGGAGACCCACCCAACGAAGAACAACACCAUCCUGGAUGAGAUGAAGCAGAACCUCACCCCGAUGGCUCAGAAAGAGGCGGUGGUCAAACACUCGCUGGUCCACAAGGUGUUCCUGGACUUCUUCCUGCACGCCCCGGCCAAGCUGAGGACGGAGAUGAUCGAGUCCAUCCGCGAGGCUGUGGUGUACAUGGCUCACACGCACGACGGUGCCCGUGUGGCCAUGCACUGCCUCUGGCACGGCACACCCAAGGAUAGGAAGGUCAUCAUUAAAACCAUGAAGACGUACAUGGUCAAGUUUGCCACGGGGGAGUUUGGCCACCUGGUCCUGUUAGCAGUGUUUGACUGUGUAGACGACACCAAGCUGGUCAAACAGGCCGUCCUCCUAGAGAUCCUGUCCUCUCUUGAUGAUGUGAUCACUAACAAGUACGGCAGGAAGGUCCUGCUGUACCUGCUGAGCCCCAGGGACCGUGCCCACCUGCUGCCCGAGAUCCUCCAGGUGCUGCAGCGCGGCGACGGCAACGCCCACAGUAAGAAAGAUGCAGCUCUGCGUCGUCAGGAGCUCCUAGAGGCAGUGUCGCCGCCCCUGCUGCAGCACCUGUGUGACAACGCCGCCUCCAUGGCGACGGACAAGGCCGUGAGCGUCACCAUCAGUGACAUCCUGGGCGCGGCGGUGGGGGACCUGCGGCCCGCCAUGGAGGCUGUGGCUGAGCUGGCUGCACCGGACUUCACGCCAGGAGGCACAGACGGACAGCUGCACAUGUGUGAACAUGCUGCUGGUCACCUGGUCCUGAAGUGGCUGAUCGAGCAGGACGCCAAGAUUCAGGAGGCUGGCAGAGAAGAGCGGUUCUCCAGAGUGCUGCUGGAGAAGGUGGGCCUGGAGCAGAUGAAGACCUGGGUGCAUGUCAACAGAGGAGCCAUGGUGCUGUGCAGUCUUCUGAAGAGUGCCGAUGUGGACGUGGCCGCGGAGGUGAAGGAAGGGCUGAUGUCCAUGACUGCUGACCUUCAGAAGAUCAAGAACAGCAAAGGAGUUGAGGUCCUCUUGGAGAAGCUGGCUGCAUAGCUGAACGCCCUGACUUCCCCUUCACCUGUCUGGACGCACACACACACACACACCACUGCAACCUCAUGGACCCUCCAGUUCUGUUCUGUUUCAGCAGAGAACAGUCCUGCUGAAUGGGUUGGUUGUUCUGACUCUUGACUCAAAGCCUCGGCCAUGAUGAUGAUGGUGAUGGUGGUGUGUGUGUGUGUUUGGAGCCUAUCUGUCCAUCCUGACCUGUCUGAUGAGGAUCUCUGGUCAGCAGAGGAACAGGAGCGCUCAUCGCUAAGAUACUGACCAUCGGGGAUGGCCAGCUGUAGUUACAGUAUUUAAAUGUAAAAAUUCUCGGUUGAAAUUCUGUGGCCACACAGACUCUGUUUUUGUAUGACUUUGUAACUGUGGUUAAUACUGAUCAAGUGCUUCCUGACGGUCAGUGAACUCGGAAGCAUUGUUGAAACAAUUGUGCUAAACUAUUGAAUUAAACACAAUGUCAAAGGUU